AUGGCUACCACCGUUUACGUGAAGAACGUCAGCGCCAAGACGGAAGAUAAGGAAAUUAAGGAUUUCUUUAGCUUCUGCGGCAAGAUCUCAACGAUCAACAUCACCCCCGAGGCCGGCGACCUCAAGUCCGCCACGGUAACCUUCGAAAAAGAAACCGCCGCCCGCACCGCCCUCCUCCUCAACAAAACCCAGCUCGGCGGCCAAGAGAUCCUCGUAACCGGCAACGACACCGACACCACCAGCCCAACCCACCAAGCCGACACCACCCGCGACGUCGACGAUGCCUCCUCGGUCCUAACCCAAGAGGAAAAGCCCCGCAGCCGGAUCCUUGCCGAGGUCCUCGCGCACGGCUACCUCGUCGCCGACACCGGUCUCCAGCGCGCCAUCGCCCUCGACGAGCAGCACGGCAUCACCAACCGCUUCGUCAGCACGCUGCGGCGCCUCGACGAGCGCACGCACGCCACCGACCACGCCCGCGCCGCCGACGCCAGCUACGGCAUUACGCAGCGCGCCAACUCGCUGUUCACGGGGCUCGGCUCGUACUUUGAGAAAGCCACUAACACGCCCACGGGCAAGCGUAUCGUCGAUUUCUACACUACCAGCCAGCGGCAGGUGCAGGAUAUCCAUAGUGAGGCGCGUCGUUUGGCUGAUUUGAAGAAGGAAGAGUCUGGCGGUGAUCUGUAUAGGGGUCUUGGCUUGGAUAAGGUGCUGGGCAAGUUUGGUCAGGGCCAGGGGGCGGCGGCUGGUGCGUCCGGUGCGUCUGGUGCAGAGAAGGAGGCGGUGCCUGGCGCUGCGCCGGCGAAUGCACCGGCUACUGAGUCGGCUCAGCAGCCGAUUAAGGAGGCGGGAACCGGGAACCCGGAGACAAUCCACUAA
Molecule: messenger RNA, 876 nt
Organism: Dichotomopilus funicola
Lineage: Eukaryota; Fungi; Ascomycota; Sordariomycetes; Sordariales; Chaetomiaceae
Exons: 2
Coding region: 1-876 (291 amino acids)
Cellular component (GO): nucleoplasm
Molecular function (GO): RNA binding
Source: RefSeq, a predicted model, not a curated record